This is a messenger RNA of Durusdinium trenchii, 966 nucleotides long. Lineage: Eukaryota; Dinophyceae; Suessiales; Symbiodiniaceae. The record is from the annotation of a GenBank genome assembly.
AUGUUGUCACGUGCUGCACGGGAGGCCUUUAUCUUCGGGGGCCACAAUGGCCAGAAGCCCUUGAAAACUGUUGAGAGCUUCCGGCCCUUGGAUGCCAAAGACCCUGGCGAAUGGAAAGAGGUGCCGGCCAUGCUAGCACGGCGUACAUAUGCGACUGCCUGCGAACUGGAGGGAAAGAUCUAUGUCGUGGGCGGUAGUGCUGAUGGCAGAACUCUGAACACCUUCGAGGUACUGGACCCGGAGUCCAAUGAGUGGGACCAAUGGUUCACAAAGCCUCCCAUGGGCACGAAGCGUACAAUGCAUGGCGCUGCAGUUGCCGGAGGGCGACUUUACGUCUCUGGGGGCUUCGAUGGAAUCAGAGAUUUGGCCUCUGCUGAGAUGUAUGACCCCAGGAGCAACUCUUGGAGCAGUUCCAUGGACGCCAUGUCGGUUCCACGCUCCUACCAUGUGAUGGUGUCCACCGGCGACAAAGUCUAUGCCAUUGGAGGUCAGGAGCGCCAAGUCAAGGACGAGCAGAAACCUCGAGCGCAUCAAAGCAUAGAAGCUUUCGAACUCUAUUGCGAGAGGUGGUUGCCAAUGCCUCCCAUGUCUGUGGGGCGGAUUGGUGCCGCUGCCACCACCUUCCAAGACGAGCAAGGAGAUCACCUUAUUUAUGUCACUGGUGGCUCUGAUGGAGAUCAGGUCUUGAGCUCUGGGGAAGUCUUCAACCCGCGGCUAGAGACGUGGCAGGAGUUGCCACCGAUGACAGUUCCAAGGGUAGGGCACUGCUCCUUUGCAAUCGAGGGCCGCGUCUAUGUCGUUGGAGGGAUGGAUGGCAAGGUGGUCCUGGACACUUACGAGGUCUUUGACCUUUCGGAGAAGAGCUGGUCAUUGCCCCAACAUCUGGGAGCUGAACGAGCUGGACUCGGCUCGAAUGGGCUUGUUGUUAUCGAACUGAGUAACGCGUUGUCGCCACAUUGUCCAUAA